AAUGUGGCUUUGUGACCCAACGCCAUGGAUACCCACAUGAAAAAGUUUUGGUUGCACAUUAUGAUCUCUCGGAUGGUCAUUUUUAUGAUUGUCAUUCGAAGUUCUAGUUCCACCAUAUUUGGUGCCACUGGAGAGGAGCCACUGGAUACCGUGGUGGAGGGUGCUGAAAAUUAUUUAGCAUUUCAUACCAGAAGUAGAUCACAUGGAGUGGGGGCCAUGGAAGACGAUGCAUGGCAAAUGGUGGAGAAGCAAGGGAACCAAUUUGUGGUUAACGGCCGACCUUUCUAUAUUAAUGGAUUCAACACUUACUGGUUGAUGGCAUUUGCUGCGGAUGAAUCCACCAGAGGAAAGGUCACCGAUGCGUUUAAGCAAGCAUCUUCAGUGGGGCUAACAGUUUGUAGGACUUGGGCAUUUAACGAUGGACAAUGGCGAGCUCUUCAGAAAUCUCCUUCGGUCUACGACGAGGAAGUUUUCAAGGCCCUGGAUUUUGUGGUGAGUGAAGCAAAGAAAUACAAGAUCAGGCUCAUAUUGUCAUUAAGUAACAACUGGGAUGCAUAUGGUGGCAAAGCACAGUAUGUGAAAUGGGGAAAAGCUGCUGGCCUGAAUUUAACAUCAGACGAUGACUUCUUCUCCAAUCCUACUCUUCGGGGCUACUACAUGGCACAUGUUAAGACGGUGCUUAAUAGAAUCAAUACACUCACAAAUAUAACUUACAAGGACGACCCCACUAUCUUUGCUUGGGAACUAAUGAACGAGCCACGUUGCACCUCGGAUCCCUCUGGAGAUAAACUACAGUCAUGGAUACUAGAAAUGGCAGUUUAUGUGAAGAGCAUUGAUCCAAAACACCUGGUGGAGAUUGGUUUGGAAGGGUUUUAUGGCCCCUCAACACCUAACAAAGUUCAGUUCAACCCAAAUACACAUGCUCAGCAAGUGGGAACUGACUUCAUUAGGAACCAUCAGGUUCUUGGAGUUGAUUUCGCUUCUGUUCACAUUUAUGCCGACUCUUGGAUUUCACAAUCAAUUUCUGAUGCCCAUCUGCAAUUCACAAAGUCAUGGAUGGAAGUUCACAUAGAAGACGCAGAAAAAUAUCUUGGGAUGCCAGUUGUGUUUAGUGAAUUUGGUGUAUCUGCAAAGGAUCCUGGGUACAAUCCGUCAUUCCGGGACAACCUUCUCAGCACAGUGUACAAGACCCUCUUGAACUCUACGAAGAAGGGAGGGAGUGGAGGCGGGAGUCUCUUCUGGCAGCUUUUUCCUGAAGGUACAGACUACAUGGAUGAUGGAUAUGCAAUUGUUUUAUCAAAAUCUUCUUCAACGUCAAACAUCAUAUCCCUUCAUUCCUCAAGACUUGCGGUCUUCAACUCCUUUUGUACUUGGAAAUGCCGUUGGGGCUGCAAGAAGAAGCAUGCUUUGGAGACAUCCCUCUGCAAUGAGGAUGUGUAAAAAUUAAACAUGAGAAAGAAAAUGUCGGAAAACAAAAGGGGUUUAUUACAUGAGAAAUGAUAUUUG
Juglans microcarpa x Juglans regia is the source of this 1506-nucleotide messenger RNA. Its product is annotated as mannan endo-1,4-beta-mannosidase 6-like. The transcript has 6 exons. Gene Ontology annotation, molecular function: hydrolase activity, hydrolyzing O-glycosyl compounds. The record is from RefSeq and is a predicted model, not a curated record. NCBI's taxonomy places the organism in Eukaryota, Viridiplantae, Streptophyta, Magnoliopsida, Fagales, Juglandaceae. Bases 25 to 1440 code for a protein of 471 amino acids.